AUGCAAAAAUCAGUAACAAACGGCGCGUCGUAUCUUACGACGGAUCACGACUGCAAGAAGAAUAUCGAUUUGAGUAUUCGGUACAGUCGAUGGAUUUUGAAGCCAAUCGGCGUCUGGCCAACUUCUCCUAACAUUUUGAUGGCAGAAAAAUAUUUCUAUCGGUUCAUAAAUACCAUUUGCUAUAGUUUGAUUUGUUUCCUCUUGGUACCCUGCAGCCUAUACUUAAUUCUGGAAGUGAAAGAUGUUUAUAACAGAAUAAAAUUAUUUGGCCCCUUGAGUUUCUGCGUGAUGGCGUUUUUAAAGUAUCAUCUCUUGAUCCUUCACGAAGAUGAUAUUCGCGAGUGUAUCAAACGCAUCGAAUGGGACUGGAAGAAUAUUACGUACUCUGAGGACAGAGAAAUCAUGAUAACGAAUGCGAAUUUUGGAAGAAGAUUGGUUAUUAUCUGUGCAUUUUUUAUGUAUAGUGGUUUUGCUUUUUAUUAUAUCGCCAUACCUAUUAGCGUUGGAAAAAUUCCUGCGGGAGAUGUCAAUGUCACCUUCAUUCCUCUGGUGUUCCCUUUCUCGAGAUUUAUUAUGGAUACUCGAUAUAGUCCCAUAAACGAGAUUGUAUUUUCUCUUCAAUUAGUAAGUGGUUGUUUGAUGCAUAGUAUUACGUCAGCGGCUUGUAGUUUAGCUGCUAUAUUUGCGGUGCACGCAUGUGGCCAGAUGCAGAUUUUGACGAGCUGGCUGAAACAUUUGAUCGAUGGUCGGUCAGAUAUGUAUAACAACGUCGACAGCAGAAUCGCCAACGUCGUGAAUCAACAUGUUCGAAUAUUGAACUUCCUAGCGCUUACAGAAAAAACACUGCAACAAGUAUCAUUCGUAGAAUUUAUUGGUUGCAUGUUAAACAUAUGUCUUCUUGGGUACUACGUUAUUAUGGAGUGGAGUUCGAGUCAUUUAACCAGUGCCAUAACGUUUUUCAUAUUACUAAUAUCUCUUACGUUUAAUAUUUUCAUAUUUUGCUAUAUAGGCGAGGUGGUAGCGGAACAGUGUAAAAAAAUUGGGGAAACAUCGUAUAUGGUUGACUGGUAUCGAAUAUCAGGAACCAGAAAGCUUUGUUUUGUACUAAUGAUAGCAAUGGCUAAUUCGUCGAUUAAAUUGACGGCUGGGAACAUGGUUGAACUGUGCUUAACUACCUUCAGUGAUGUAAGUAUGAAAUUACCUCAACCGCAUUCACGAACGCCUCACUUCAAAAUUUGUUUCCUCUCUCGAGUAUCAACGAUGAAUAAAGAGAAACCUGUGGUGAUCGAGCAUGAUUAUAAGAGAAACGUGGAUUUGAGUAUUCAGUGGAAUCGUUGGUUGCUAAUACCAAUUGGUACUUGGCCAAAUUUACGUAAAUCGAUACUAGGAAAAUAUUUCUCUUCGCUCAUUAAUGUCAUUUGUUUUGGUUUAAUCAGCUUCAUGCUCGUAUCAUGUACUCUGUACCUCGUUAUAGAAGUAGAAGAAGCGUAUCAUAAAAUCGAAAUGAUUGGCCCAUUGAGCUUCUUCCUAAUGACGUUUAUGAAAUAUUAUUUAUUGAUACUACAAGAAAAUCACAUCAGCGAGGGAUGCGAACACAUCGAAUGGGACUGGAAGAAUAUCGAACAUCACGAAGAUAGAAAUAUCAUGGCACAGAACGCGAAUUACGGACGAAGAUUAGUGGCCAUCUGCACCUUUUUCUUAUUUAGUGGUUUUGCAUUUUUCUACAUUGUUGUGCCUGCUAGCGUUGGUCAAGUGGUAACAGAGGAUGGAAAUUUGAGCUUCGUUCCGUUACCCUUUCCUGCCUCGAAAUUGAUCGCUGAUGUGCGUUACAGUCCCAGUAAUGAAAUUAUUUUCUCCAUCCAAACCCUAACAGGUGUCGUAAUGCAUACUGUAACAUCAGCGGCUUGCAGUAUCGCCGCUGUGUUUGCGGUGCAUGCUUGCGGUCAGAUGCAAGUAUUAAUGAACUGGCUGGAACAUUUGGUCGAUGGUCGAUCCGAUAUGAGUAAUAUCGUGGAUGAAAGGAUCGCUAGCAUCGUUACUCAACACAAUCGGAUACUGAGAUUUCUGGCGCUCACGGAAAAUGCACUUCAACAAAUAUCUUUCGUAGAAUUUUUGGGAUGUAUGAUGAACAUGUGCCUUCUCGGAUAUUAUUUUAUAGUGGAAUGGAGUUCGAAUGAUAUUAUGCACUCGAUAACUCACAUGAUCUUAAUGAUAUCGUUCUCUUUCAAUAUUUUUAUAUUCUGUUAUAUAGGUGAACUAGUUGCUGAACAGUGCAAAAAAGUUGGUGAAAUGACAUAUAUGAUCGACUGGUACCGAUUGACAGGAAAAAAGAAGCUUGGCUGCGUUUUAAUCAUUGCAAUGUCCAAUUCGUCGAUAAAAUUCACUGCAGGAAAUAUGAUCGAAUUAUCUAUUAGUACUUUUAGCGAUGUAAGUGUGAGACUAUUGAUGUUUCUUACGUAAAUUCGCAAGUUAAUAAAAAUAUUUUGAACGAAUAGGUU
Messenger RNA from Bombus pascuorum, 2498 nucleotides. RefSeq lists its product as uncharacterized. Lineage: Eukaryota; Metazoa; Arthropoda; Insecta; Hymenoptera; Apidae. Gene Ontology annotation, biological process: sensory perception of smell; detection of chemical stimulus involved in sensory perception of smell. Gene Ontology annotation, cellular component: plasma membrane. Gene Ontology annotation, molecular function: olfactory receptor activity; odorant binding. The transcript is spliced from 8 exons. The record is from RefSeq and is a predicted model, not a curated record. Bases 1 to 2460 code for a protein of 819 amino acids.